AUGGGACUCAUCGCGCGAUCCGGCGCCCUACGCCCGGCAGCAUCCCGCCGCUCGCUCGCCGUCCUGGCCAACAGCCGCUUCACCCAAAGAGCUGCCUUCAGCUCGCAACCGCCACGCCUUCUUCCCUCUGCCGACUCGCUCUUCUCCCGUUCUUCUGGCUCGGGCGAGCCUACGAGCUACUUCCAGCGUUCAUCAUUACCCGCCAACACCAUCGUCAAGUUUGUCCCUCAGCAAACAGCAUGGAUUGUCGAGCGCAUGGGAAAGUUCAGCCGCAUCUUGCAGCCUGGUCUCGCCGUCCUCGUCCCUUUGAUCGAUCGCAUCGCCUACGUCAAGAGUCUCAAAGAAGCCGCCAUCGAAAUUCCCUCCCAAAGCGCCAUCACCGCCGACAACGUUACUCUCGAGCUGGACGGUGUCCUCUAUACCCGCGUCUUCGAUCCUUACAAGGCCAGCUACGGCGUUGAAGAUGCAGAGUACGCCAUCUCACAACUCGCCCAAACCACAAUGCGCUCAGAGAUUGGUCAACUUUCUCUCGACCAUGUCCUGAAAGAGCGUGCUGCCUUGAACACAAACAUCACACAAGCCAUCAACGAGGCUGCCCAGGACUGGGGUGUCACUUGUCUGCGCUAUGAGAUUCGCGACAUUCACGCCCCUGCUGGUGUUGUUGAGGCAAUGCACCGCCAGGUCACCGCCGAGCGUAGUAAGCGUGCCGAGAUUCUGGAAUCAGAAGGUCAACGCCAGAGUGCCAUCAACAUUGCCGAAGGUCGCAAGCAGAGUGUCAUUCUCGCUUCCGAGGCCUUGCGCGCCGAGCAGAUCAACAUGGCCACUGGUGAAUCCGAAGCUAUUCUCCUCAAGGCCAAGGCCACCGCUGCUGGUAUCGAUGCCGUCGCAAACUCCAUCGCCUCUGGCAAGGAAAGCGCCCAAGGUGCCGUCAGUCUCAGCGUUGCCGAGAAGUACGUCGACGCCUUUGGCAAACUGGCCAAGGAAGGUACCAGCGUUGUUGUUCCCGGCAAUGUUGGAGAUAUUGGCAGCAUGAUUGCCACCGCUAUGGGCGUCUACGGCAAGGUCAACGAAAGCCAAGCCCGCGCAAUGGCACCCAAGCAGGUUUCUGCUCCUUCAGAAUCUUCUACACAACAGUCGUCCGACAAGCCUCAGAGUGUGACGGAAAGUGUGCUUGAGAGCUUUGAGGAUACCCGUGCCAAGCACUAA
Molecule: messenger RNA, 1206 nt
Organism: Aureobasidium namibiae CBS 147.97
Lineage: Eukaryota; Fungi; Ascomycota; Dothideomycetes; Dothideales; Saccotheciaceae
Exons: 1
Coding region: 1-1206 (401 amino acids)
Cellular component (GO): membrane
Source: RefSeq, a predicted model, not a curated record